UUCCGGUUUUCUCGAGCGGCCUCAUUCAAUAACAAAUGAAAAGUGAAACGGCCGAUUGUUGGUGUUUGCUUAUUUACUUCUGUAUAGCCUCGAAACAAUGCCUGUGUGUGACAUCUGCUGUGAAGAGCUUCUGUCUGAGGCAGAGAUGAAAACACAUCUCCUGCUGAGCCACAUGGAGAAUCUGAUGGCCUGUCCAUUCUGCUCUUUAUCCGGAGUCUCGUAUGAUGAACUGAGCUUCCACAUCAACACCGCACACACGGACAAAGAUUACCAGGACACAAAUGUGACAAUGGUUAACAGUGGACAGAAAAAUGACUGCAUUACUAAAAGUACCUCAAAUGUAAAUGCAACAAAUACGUGCAAAGCAUCACAUCAGCUGCUACCUCAAGUAAAUGGGACGGCUACCCAAAUUACAGGGACUAGUCAUUCCCAAGGACCCUCAGCUAGUCGUAAAAGUUCACCACCUGCAGCAGCUACAGCGAAUGGUGCAAUAAAACUGGUCAGAACAACACAAACACCCAGUAAUUACACCAGAAGGAAGAGUGAAGAUGGGCACCAAAAAUCAAAGCAGAAGCGCUUGUCUUCACCAUUUAAAGAAGGAUGCUUCCCAUGUCCAAUGUGCAAUUUGGUUUACAGUGACUGCUUUGCUCUUCAGGAGCAUGUUGAGAUUCAUCUACAAGACCAAGAUGCAGGAACUGGGUCUGAUGUUGAAACAUUAACUAAAAUAUCUGCUGAAAGCAAUGACAGAGCGGGUGGGAUGCGUUAUGAGUGUCCGAUGUGUUCCCUGAGGUGUUCCUGCAGCAGUUCACUGCAAGAGCAUGUUGAGCUGCAUUUGGAAUACAGCUCUGCAUCUGCUACAGGUCAUUCACCGGGGGAAGAUCUGACUCUGGCCAGGAAGCUUCAGGAGGAAGAGGAGCAAAACUGGAGGGAGGUACAGACAAGGCGGGAAGCUGAAGACUUUAAGAAGCUCCAGAAGCAGUUUGGGCUUGAUAACAGUGGUGGCUAUCGGAAGCAAAUGGAGAGGAAUCUGGACAGGGCUGUGUCUCGAGGUCAGAUGCUUCCUGCAGAUUUCCACAGGAAGAGAGCGGAGAUGCUGGAGUCUUUGGCCUCAGGGGUGGAUGAUGGCAGAAGCAAAACUUCAGGUCUUAUGGAAGCUCUGUAUAGAUAUUAUCAGAGAGACGCGUCUGACUGUGCGCAUGUCUGGCUUUGUGCUGAGACUGAUCACUACUCCUCUUCGGAGGGGGAUAAAGGAUGGGGAUGUGGAUACAGAAACUUCCAGAUGCUUCUUUCAUCUUUGCACAGGAUGGAGCAGUAUAAGCAUUUACCUGUUUCAGUGCCCAGCAUUCCCAGAGUCCAAGCUUUGAUGGAAGAGGCGUGGGCUCAAGGUGCAGAUCCUCAGGGUGCUUCACACUUCAACAAUCGGCUGCAGGGCACACGGGCUUGGAUAGGAGCUACAGAAAUAUAUGCAGUCCUCACUUCUCUUAGUGUGAAAGCCAGAAUUGUGGAUUUUCACAAGCCCACUGGUCCAAGAGAGACACACCCCAGGCUGUUUGAGUGGGUGAAACAGUAUUUCACACAUUCUACCAGCAGGGGUGCAAGACUGCCACCUAAAGUAGUGCAGACAACAUUACCACCUGUAUAUUUACAGCAUCAAGGCCACAGUCGUUCCAUCAUCGGAAUGGAAGAGAAAGCGAAUGGUAAACUAUGCCUCCUCUUCUUCGAUCCGGGGGUUACACCAGCAGAAAUGAAGAAAGUGUUGUCUCAGGAUACAGUAACGUCCAUGGUACAACGUAUGCGCAAAUAUACCAGUGGCCUAAAACACAAACAGUAUCAAGUGGUCAUUGUGGAAGGGGUGCUAACAGCUGAGGAGAAACAGAGUCGUAUUUUAAAUUCAAGGACACUACGUGCAGAGAAAAUCCCCUGAUGGAAUCCCCUGACUGCAGUUUUAUCUACUAGCCCUUGCUACUUUUAUCAAUCUGCCCCAUGAUGCACUGUGAAACACAGUAUUUUUGUAUAAAUGUCAAUAAACAUAAAUAAAUAAUGAGUUUUAUCUUA
Molecule: messenger RNA, 2055 nt
Organism: Danio rerio (zebrafish)
Lineage: Eukaryota; Metazoa; Chordata; Actinopteri; Cypriniformes; Danionidae
Gene: zup1
Product: zinc finger containing ubiquitin peptidase 1
Cellular component (GO): cytoplasm; nucleus
Molecular function (GO): cysteine-type deubiquitinase activity; deUFMylase activity
Source: RefSeq, marked validated